This is a messenger RNA of Harmonia axyridis, 965 nucleotides long. RefSeq names its product ornithine decarboxylase antizyme 2 (gene Oda). The record is from RefSeq and is a predicted model, not a curated record. NCBI's taxonomy places the organism in Eukaryota, Metazoa, Arthropoda, Insecta, Coleoptera, Coccinellidae. Gene Ontology annotation, molecular function: ornithine decarboxylase inhibitor activity. Gene Ontology annotation, cellular component: cytoplasm; nucleus. Gene Ontology annotation, biological process: positive regulation of protein catabolic process.
AUGUUGAUGUUAAUUUUUCAUCAAUCGUUGUUGAGUACCAAGCGUUCCGCCAUGAGUCUUACCGAGGACGAAUCCUCCAACAUGUCUUGGGGGGCCGGGCCUCUGUGGUGGUCCGAUGCCCCUGGGGACUCCAGGGGUUCGCCGCCACUGCGGCUCACUUUCCGCGCUGCCAACCAACCUUGGGAGGCUGUACUUCGGGGUAAAACACUCUUCGUAGCCCUGCCCAAUCUCAUGCAGCCUGAUGGCUCAAGAGAAGCGUUGAUUGGGGUAUUGGAAGCAGCAGAGGAAAAGCUCAACUGUCAGCAUGUUGUUGUGGUCAUUCCAGCUAAUAGACCAGACAAAUCGAUGAUAACGAAAACUUUCAGAUACUUGGGAUUCGAAGUUUUGUCUCCAACAUCAGCGAUUGUUCCACCACAACUUGCUUCUGAAAAUAUUUGUAUGCUUUAUGAAGUUGAGUGAUUCAUCCCCAGCGUAGCCUUGAAUCUUUCAUUUUUGUCUAUAAAUCUUAGAAUAUAGUUUCAUUUAAGUGUGUUACUUAUAAGCAUCUGUAGUAUAUCUUUUCAUAGUUAUUACAAGAGAAUAUAUAGAACUCUAUAAUAACUGGAUUUGCUGAUGGAUAUUGAAUUUCGAUAACCCUGUCCAGUUAUAUGGAGUCAUGAUAUUCCUGAUUUUGAGGUAUUUUCAGUAUCAAGUAAGUGGAUGAAAAUGAAAGAAUAUUAAUGAGGGUAGUGCGGAAACAGUUAUCAAGACCCCUUAAUGAAAAAAUAAAAUAAAAAAAAAACAGUUGAAUUUAAGAAAUAUAAUAAGCUUAGGUGUAUCAUUCAUUUUAACAAACUUUGUAAUUAUCAUUUGGCUUUUUAGAUUUCACAUAGUUAUGUUUUCAGAAUAGACACUUUCAUUUGUUUGUCUUGUAACUAAAAUGUUAAAUUCUUUAGGUUAUAAAAAUAAAUAUAAUAAUAUUAAAA